Molecule: messenger RNA, 678 nt
Organism: Prorocentrum cordatum
Lineage: Eukaryota; Dinophyceae; Prorocentrales; Prorocentraceae
Source: the annotation of a GenBank genome assembly
AUGGGACACUUGGCACAUUCUCGGGUGCUGGAGGAAUACGACCGGCCUAGGCCGAAGGAGGUGAGAGUGACCCGCGAGAUGCAGUCUCUGAUUCGCUCCCGUUUGAAAGAGCUUGCCGGGGGCAACAUGCAUUGGCGCAGCCUGUCUGACGAGGAUUUUGCCUUUUUCGGUUCUUCUGCCUUCGAAACGGUUUCGGCGGAAGCCUUCCGCCACCAGGGCUUGGCAACCAUUAGCUUGCUCCACGCUGCAGCGGAUUUGACAAAGCUCAAGAAGUCGUGGAUGAACCUGAUGCUUUCCAGGGGGGCCCUGUUGCACCAGGUUGGCUCCCUAAAUGCGUGGGUUGUCGCUGGGGCGUCGGAGCUCGGCGUCGUCGGGGUCAGGGUGUACGCUGUGCGUGACAAGCUCGGGGGUGGGGGCGAUCUUUCGUGGAUCAGCUUGGUGCCCGUGGCCGGCAUCCACGAUGACGUCGCUGACCGCUUCGCACUGUUGCGCAUCGACGAUUUGGCGGCCUGGCGAGCUUCAGAUGUAGAGAUCGUGCCCAACGGAGCGUACGCCCAUACUCUGGCAGCAGGGAGUCACGCCUUUGGGCGCGACUUCGUGGUGCGACCUGUAGCACCCCGCAUGCUACUCCACUGGAGCGCCCAUCGUGCGUUCAAAGGUCUGUCGACUGCCAGAUAG